AUGGACUCGGCACGGCCGCUUCACGCCGUUCCAGGCGUCCUCCAAGAUGUUCCGUCAAUAACAGGUACCGUACACGUCGCUGAGGACAAGGAGAAGGCCGGAGCGCUUGCAGCCCCGCGCCGAGGCGUCUCAUACAUAAAGAAGCCUCCACUUAGCCUCAAGAACCUUCUCGAGGAGGACGUUAGAAGCAUUUCUUUACGUGAAGAAAUUCGAAAUCAAGUGUGGGGUGAUGUCGAGUUGUCGGUUUACGACGACGCCAAGGAGCACCCGUACCGAAACGCCCAGACCAUAUUUCCCCGCGUGCGUUUCGGCUUCGGCAGCAGACGGCGGAUCCGGGAUCGCAACGUGCUCUGA
This is a messenger RNA of Cyclocybe aegerita, 354 nucleotides long. Lineage: Eukaryota; Fungi; Basidiomycota; Agaricomycetes; Agaricales; Hemipholiotaceae. The record is from the annotation of a GenBank genome assembly.